This is a messenger RNA of Lecanosticta acicola, 1857 nucleotides long. The record is from the annotation of a GenBank genome assembly. NCBI's taxonomy places the organism in Eukaryota, Fungi, Ascomycota, Dothideomycetes, Mycosphaerellales, Mycosphaerellaceae.
AUGGUUCCAAGAAGGAAGAACGACCCGACGUCUCCAGUGACAAGUCCCUAUACGCCACUGGCCUCUUCUGAUGACGACCACGAGUUUCGCCUGUGCAACAUUGCGAGUGGCUCUUGGGACUCUCCGCUGGAGCUCGAGCUGCGCACGUCCAGUCUCGACCUCGAGAUCGCAUACUCCUGUCUGUCGUACGUGUGGGGGCCUCCGAGGCCCCGUCUGGCCGUUUCUCUGAACGGACGGCCAUGGUACGUGAGGGUGAGCCUUUUUGGCGCCCUGAGACAGCUUCGCCAACGUGGACAGGGGUUGAUUUGGAUCGAUGCGGUCUGCAUCGAUCAGGGGAAUGACGCGGAGAAGACGGAGCAGGUCGCUAUGAUGGGCAGGAUUUUCGCAAAAGCAACAGACGUGCUGAUAUGGCUUGGUGACCCAGAGGCUUCCGAUGAUUUUGUUGAUGGAGAUACCAAGGCUGGAGCGUCUAUGAACGACUGUGAGACACUCACAGAAGCCGUGUCCAUUAUUCAAAAGCUGGCGGACGGCAGCCAUUUCCACGACCUGCCAUAUUUCGAAACAUGCACCGCCAGCAGCUGCCCAGGUCGUCUGUCGAGAUCAGAGCGAGGUUGGCCCUGCGCCUUGAAGUGUCUACGUGCUUGUCUGGACGUCGAAUGGUUCACGAGAACCUGGACGGUACAAGAGAUCGUCCUCGCCCGAUCUGCGACUGUUUUGCGAGGCCCGAUAUCUGUACCCUGGCAACUAAUCGAGCAAGCCUGGGCAAAUUGGCAGGGCCAUCUCGACACCUGCUGCGGCGAAUGCAUCUUCACACUCAACAUGCACGACUUCCAAGUCAUACAGCGCAUUGCUGUUGAGGUGAACGUGCUCACGCUCACUAGGUCUCAAAUGUCGAGAGGUCAAGCACUGCACCGCGUGCUCAUCAAGUUUCGCUCGAAGCAGGCCACAGACCCAAGAGAUAAGAUUUACGGCGUCCUAGGUCUUCAAUCCAAGGACUGCGUUGCCGAGUUGUCGCCCGAUUACACCAGGUCGCUGAGCGAUGUACAGGUGUCUUGUGCCGUUGAAGUCAUGAGGAGCCAAGGUUGGCCACUCCCCUUGUUCUUGGAGCUGGAACAGGUCUUGCAGGGCUUGCCUUCCUGGGUGCCGGAUUGGACACUCAAUACCACUGAGCCGCCCAUCUUCGCUGCUGCUCGUCUGGAGUACGUCGACAGCUAUAACUGUGCCCAAGGCGUCAAGGGGGAAAUCGAGCUGCUGCCGAACGAUAUCCUCAGCUUCACGGCUGUCCGACUCGGCGAGAUCGAGCGCGUUUCCCGCCCACGAAGGCUCACGAAUCGCAUGGUCGACCAAUUAGAUCUUCUCGACGAGUGGUUCGAGUUUGUAGAUCUGGAUAGCAAGAAUGACAAGCCGUAUACCGAGAGUCUCAGGGAAGUUGUUGCCAAGACCAUGUUCGCAGGUCGAUACUACGAAAAUGGCUUCGUGAGGCAUGUGACUCCAGCGGACAUUGAGGAAUGGCAAGCCCAUCUAGCCGACUUGAGACGUCGAAUGAGAGAACAAGGUCCAUCCGCCAGUGCCGGUCUGCACCCAGGAAUGCUAUCUCAGAACAUCGCGGCUAUGCGACGGCGACUCUGCACCACGAAGCAAGGGUAUAUCGGGCUGUGUCCUGAACGCGCCAUUCCAGGCGACGAGAUAUAUGCGCUUUACGGCGGUCCGGCGCCCAUGUUCCUACGACAUUGCGGCUCCAGUGAGGAUGGAGAAGUCACAUACCACUUUGCGCUCGGGCAUGGGUACCUCCACGGUCUGAUGGAUGGAGAAGCUGUAGAGAUGGAACUUCCCCUAACGCAGGUGUACAUCAAGUAG